This is a messenger RNA of Anguilla rostrata (American eel), 2319 nucleotides long. RefSeq lists its product as uncharacterized. The coding region runs from base 236 to 1384 and encodes 382 amino acids. The transcript is spliced from 2 exons. Lineage: Eukaryota; Metazoa; Chordata; Actinopteri; Anguilliformes; Anguillidae. The record is from RefSeq and is a predicted model, not a curated record.
CCACCGGGGCUUGUUCGGGACAUGUUGAAAAGCGUAUAAUAAUAUGAACGCCCCUCCAUUGCUCCUCCACGCCUAAAGUUCCACCCUUCUGCUGUUUGGGUGGAGAGUUGGUUAUUUCCCGAUGUCUGAUUUUUUUUUACUUCACUCUCACUUUUUCCUCUGAUCAACUGGUUCUGCAGAACGCACUCUGAAACACUGAGAAUCCUGAUUAUUUUGGUUUACACCCUGUGAAAGUAUGUCUCCCACAAAGACAGGAAGUGCCAGCACUAUUGCUAACACAUCUGGGGGUAGCCAACAGAAGAGUCUCCCAGCAACAAAGGUCAAAAAUAAGGACUCCACCACCUCCUUUGUGGGUUCAGGAGAUGCAGGGAGGUCAGCACCAAGGACUAUCCCUGUAAAUAUCUGGGGACCAGGGGGCAGAGGAGCACCCACCUGGACCCCAAGAGUAAAGGUCACGGACGCAGCCGAUGCAAGAAAGAACACCCGGGGUCCACGCCCUGCCGCCACCGCGGGGGCGAGGGGCGGGGCCCCCCAGGCAGCUCGUGCCCCCGACAAGAUCCCACCCAGGAGGGAGCAGCCUGACCCGAUCCCGCCCAAACCAGAGGAGGUGCCCCUCGGCACGGGCGUGAAGAUGGAGAGGAAAGCGGUGGAGGCGGUGGAACAGCUGACCCGCGGCCAGAGCCGGAACCCCCACUGGUACUCCUGGCGCAAGUACCGGAUCACGGCCUCGAUGGCGCACCAGGUCUCCCACAGCCGCUUCGUCAACGGCCGCGGCCACGCUCCGCCCGUCUCCUACCUGACCGCCAUCACCGGAGAGAAGCGCGGGGUGAAGACGCGCGCCAUGUCCUGGGGCAUAGACAACGAGCCCCGGGUCGCCCGGGAGUACGAGCGCCUGAAGAGCACGGCGCUGGGGCGGCAAGUGCGGGUGCAGGACUGCGGCCUGUUCAUCGACCCCGAGCGCUCCUGGCUGGCGGCCAGCCCCGACGGCAUCGUGGAGGACGCGGAGAGCGGGGAGCGGCUCCUCGGCCUGGAGAUAAAGUGUCCCUACAAGCACCGCGACCGCACGGUGGCCGAGGCCUGCAGGGAAGACCGCCAAUUCUGCCUGGAGCUGAAGCCCAAGGUCGGGAAGGGAGAGCCACAGUACCGGCUGAAGACCAACCACCCCUACUACACGCAGGUGCAGUGCCAGAUGGCUGUGGUGGGGCUACACAAGGCUGACUUUGUGGUGUUCACCCAGAAGGAGAUCGCCAUCGUGCCUGUUACCUUCGACCCCGAGUCCUGGAAAAGCACACUGGCCAAGAUGGAGAAAUUCUACAAGGAUGCAGUGCUGCCACACCUGCAGAAGAAAGGGAAGGGUCCAACAGUCCAGCAGCGGGAAGAGUAGACCAUUGUCAGAGACUGCAAGUAUGUCUUUACAUGUACUGGUUACAUGGGUGACAAGGUAACCAAUCCGCAUGCAGGACUGUGGUGUGACGCAGUGAUGUCAGAGAUUAGGCUGGAGGAUGGAAGCGCUUGCUUUGUAAAUGCAGGAAAUAAGGGCUUAACAGGCAAUUAAUUCUCUGCCCCAGGAGUAGAGCACCAUAGUUGUACUGGUGAAUAGAAAAAGGCAUGUCAAAAGAAAUGACUGUUCUAGAAGCUCUAAUGAGUGUGCAGAAUGGUUACAGAGAAAAUUGUUUGAUGGUUGAAAGCUGUGUUCUGAAAGAUAAAAAUGAAAAAAAUAUUAGCAUCUCUGUGCCACAAUUGAAAGGUUUUACAUACACUGGGUUGAGAGCACUUGGAGCUCUGAAAAUAUUAUUGGAAGCGAGGGGUUUGCAAAUGCAUAACUUGGCCGAGCUCUGAAUAUAUUGCAUCACCAUUCAGAUCCGCCACCUGCUAACCAGGAGGACCCUGUCCCUGCACCGCGGAGUCCAACUCAAUGAUCAGCAUUCACUGGAAGACAAGCUGAUUCAGCUGUAUCGCCCUCCAUUCACACACAUGCACACACAAUUCAUUAGCUCCUCCAGCUGCCCCUAGAACACACACGAGACAAUUUGGAUUCAUUUUCAUUUAUUACUGAAAGAGCCACAUAUAUUCUAUAAAAACUAUUUACAGCCUUCAUUAUUUUCUUAGUCUUACACACAUAUGGUGCAAGUAUUAAUGUUGCCAGUAAAGAACAUUUGGGUUUGCCUGAGAGUCAAACAAAAUCCAAAAACAAGGAAACAGCACUGCCAUCCCUACAGUUUGGUAAUGAGAAUGUUUGCUUUGAACCAAGAAUGACUACAUGUAGAAAUAAGAUGGAAUGUUGAAAAAAAAAAUUAAAUAAUUUCCCCACCCCCCAAA